Lasiodiplodia theobromae is the source of this 2730-nucleotide messenger RNA. RefSeq names its product Eisosome protein 1 protein. NCBI's taxonomy places the organism in Eukaryota, Fungi, Ascomycota, Dothideomycetes, Botryosphaeriales, Botryosphaeriaceae. Gene Ontology annotation, biological process: eisosome assembly. Bases 1 to 2730 code for a protein of 909 amino acids. The record is from RefSeq and is a predicted model, not a curated record. The transcript is spliced from 3 exons.
AUGGCUGCCACCGCUGCUCUCGAGAAUGCUCACGCAGGAGCUUAUUCCUCGCAGUCAGCCAAGCCCUUUUCUUCUGGCGAUAUGGCCUGUCCGGAUCCGUCCGCUCAUGGCCGAGACAAAAAACUUCAAGAACAAGCCUCAACCGCUGCCCUCUACGUCACACACCCUGAUCGCGCGACAAACAUUGAGCAAACGAGUCCGCUUGGCUCUAACGGAAAGCUCUCCUCGGCGAGCGCCGCCACCUCUCUCAAGUACGCCAGAGCGCAGGAACUCCCUAGCUUCCCGGUCGUAGGCAUUGACACAGCUAAUUCCGCGGGAUCCGCUGCGCUGCUGGCUGCGGGAAACAAGACAAAAAUCGAGUGGUGGAAGCCUGAUGGCACGUCUGACAGCGCUGCAAAAGCCGCUCUCUUGGCCAAAGACUACAAGAUGCCGCCUCUCUGGCAACCAGAACUGAGCGCGGCAGGCUCCAAGGCCGCACUACUCGCUCAUCGGGAUAGCGCCAAACUCAACCUGUGGAUGCCUGAGGCAAGUGCGGACGGCAAUUCGGCUGCUGGCAUUGCCAUGCGUAACAAGGCGCUGAGCCCACAGCCUGACUAUGGUUACUCCGAUACUGGCAAGAGGAAUGCACUCACAGCUGCAACAGGGGCAGUGGCUGCCAGGAACCGGAAAAGGGCAGAAUCGUCACCCGCGCCGCUUCCAAACUAUCCUGAUGCCGCAAACUCUGCCCACAAUUCACUUAACGCCGCCACUGUCGCACAUAGACCGUCGAUCAAGAAGCCUCACGACACCAACCGCACGAGUUCGGAAGCUAUGCAAUCCGCACGGAUUACCAACAUCGGCGCCAAUGUCCCGAAAGAGAUGUUCGGUUCGACGCCACCGGUCUCGAUCGAGGUCGAGGAACAGCGACGACAAGCAGCCCUUCGGGCCUCCGCAAUCUCCAUGGCCAAGAAAAUGUACGAUACACAACAGCACGCGAUCAACGAGGCAGCUGGCAUCUCCAACAUUGGUGAGACGGCGGCUCGCGGGGCCAGCGCACGGCCGAUGUCAAUAGCGAGCAGCACCACUUCACCUGCGGACCUCAGAACACAGGCGCUGCAAUACAUGAAGGUGCAGAGUCAGGCUCAGAGGCUGGCUGCCGAACGACUGGCCAAACUCGACGCGGAUGGCACGAAUGACUUCCGUGACUACUACGGUUACAGCAGCACGCCAAAGCGCUCCCGGCUCUCCGUACGUCGAGGGAGGCGCCGUGCCUCCAGCGACAGUAGACUGAUUGAUUCAGAUGACGAAGAACAAUCGCGGAGGAUCAGGGAUCAGAUGUCCAUAUUCAACACCAAGCUUGCCCAAGUUGAUGCCAAGAAGAGGCAGAAAGACCGCGAAAACCUCCUCGCCGCCGCAGAGCGAAAAGUGCUCGCUCAGAUGCACACGAUGGACGAGAAGGUCUUCAUGGAAACUGGGAAAGUGCCACCGGCGAUCAUGGAGGAAUGGGAAGCGAAAGCCCGCGCCAAAGCAUCUGAACAGAGCGAGAAACGCAUGGAGAAUCACGGCAAAGUACACGUUGGGGGUGGAAAGUUUCUAGACCAGUCCGAGAUCGAUGCUGUUGCCGCCAGCAAAGUCGCCCCGACCUUGAAUGAAAUAGCCGAUGCUGCCGAGGCUAAGAGAGCUCAGGACGAGGAGCGACGGCUUGAGGAAGAGGAGAGGAAACGUCUUGCGGCUGUCGAGAAGGAGCGUGAGGCGGAGCGAAAGGCUGAGGAGAAGAGGAUCAAGAGUGAGUUGAAGGCAGAAGAAAAAUCCCGUAAGGCUCAAGAAAAAGCUACUGCAAAGGCUGAGAAGGAAAUUGAAAAGGUGCGACGUGAUGAAGAGAAGCGGCUCAAGCAAGAGGAAAAACGCAAGUCGAAGGCGGAACAAGAAGAACACGAGGACCACUCUGAUGCGCCCAUGACCGUUCUGGAGCCCCGACCUGUGACUUCAAGCACUCACAGAGACGAGCGACCUGCGCCCUUGGCUGAAAUUCCAAGCUAUCAGAGAGAGGUCGAGGCGAUAGGCGAGGUUGCAUCCUCUGACGAGGAAGACAAGCAGAAACAUACGGUCGACCCCGUCGAGGAGUCACAUCAAACACGCCGUGUGGCUACCGCGCCUGCAACUACCAUCGAAACACCUACACACAAUGAAAACAACAAAUCAGCCAAGGAUAUCUCCUUUUCUGCGCCUACCUCCCCUAUCGACCACACUACUUCUCCAAAGGAAGGCGGUAGCCGCGGUCUCAAGUCCUUCUUCAAUCGUCUAAAGCGCCGAUCCCACCUUGGUCGUUCCAAAGAGAAGUCUGAGAAGGCCGAGCCUGGGACACUUUCCCAUCGCAGCAGCUUCAUCGGCGGUGCGGCACUCCGCUCGCAGAGUUCCCUUGCUGCUACGCGCGAUCAACCGCCAGCUCCUGAGCAAACGACGCCCAUGAUCACAACCCCACCGGCACGCCGUUCCUCACCUAGCAUCAGCAGCCUGGAGAGUGGUGAAAUAGCUCGUACCAGUAGCGGAGGCGGAUUCGCGGGUAGCUGGAGCAGUCGAGGUCGGCAGCGUAGCGCAGCGACUGGAGUGAGCAGUGUUUCAAAUGGUGUAGACGAUGACGAGGAGCAAUUUGUCGAUGCGGGCGAGAGUCUUGAGCCACCUCCGCGGUUGACGACGAAACGGAGUACGGAGAGUCCCCAGAGGGACAGCCGGUUUAUGGAGAGAUUCUAA